Molecule: messenger RNA, 1296 nt
Organism: Symbiodinium sp. CCMP2592
Lineage: Eukaryota; Dinophyceae; Suessiales; Symbiodiniaceae
Source: the annotation of a GenBank genome assembly
AUGAAGUUUCUUCACCGGUAUACCCGCUUGCGCUGGCGCAUCGCCCGGCCUCAAGCUAGGAGUCUCCUGCACUUCGAGGACCUGCAGGGAUCGAGUUGCAUACAUGUUGCUCUCCCAGCUGUUGGCGCCCACAGCUCGAUCACUUUUGAUUUUCUUGGUUCCCAGGCCUUCGUCCGAGUGGAUGCAAACUUCGGCCUGUCCUGCAGGUGUCUGGUGUUGAGUGGCGCUUCCCACAGCGGAGUCAUAUUCUUCGCGUGUGCAAUCAGAGCUGCUGAAUUCGAGCUUGCAGGCUGCUCCGACUUCCGAGGACAAUCGGCAAGCUCCGCACACAAAGAAACUUUCAGAGGCUCCUCGGGCAAAUCCGGCAAUAUGUUGGCGGCGGACGGGCUUUCUUCUCCCUGUCAUGAUGGGCAGAAGGCGGAAUCGCUUUGUGACCUCCUGAUUAUCGGAACACCGCACGGGGCUUAUGACAGGGCCUACGCAUUUCGUGGACAGGUUCAGGCCCUUGCAAAAGGAGCCGACACCGCAGAGGAGGCGGUGUCGAAGGUCCAGCAGGGCCUCAGCAAGCUGGACAAGCUGGGGAAGAAAGAGAAAGGUGCUGCUGCGACACUGUGGUUCCUUCGAGACAAGGUGCCACAGUUCGCCAACUUCUCAGAAAACAGGGAGGAGGCCGAGCUUGAAGCCCACUGCCAGUCGGGCAGAGUGCAGUACCGGGAAUGCCCAACCACGUGGGGGGUGUGGGAAUACCGUGACAACCACGACUUCGUCAAGGAGACCUCUGGAAGGAGGUCUCGGAACUGGUCCCGUGGCCAAGAGUUCCACCUCGAAGACGACGACGAGCAGGAAGAAGGCCUGGAAAACUUUUUCGCCUUGGACGUGGAGAAGCUUCUGGGCCUCACAGAGGGCAAAGGGAAAGGCAAAGGCCAGCAGCAGGAGGAAGGGCAGCUCGCCCUGCAGGACGGCUCGACAGCGGAGGAGAAGGACGACGACGUGCAAGCUUACUUGGGCAAGGCCAAGAAGGCAAGGGACCUGCUGUCUGCUGUCGCCUUGGCAAAGGCCAAGGCUUCGUCCUACUGCAGUGCCGCCUCGCAGAAGGAUGCCAAAAAAGCCUUGGCAGACCUGGACGGGCUGCAGAAGACGAAGGGGGUAGUGUCCUCGAAGAGAGCCUGCAAGAAGGAGGCGGUGGUGAGCCUCCUUCAGCAGGCGGCGGCCACGGUGAACCAGGCGAAAGACCUAGGGAAGGAACUCCUGGCGAUGGCUGCCAAAACACCCAGCAAGUCCUCGAAGCUGAAGUAA